ACACAUAUACGUCAUUCAAUUUGCUAUUGUGUGUUCUUUGGUGCUCAUUUUUUUUCUUAAAUUAUCAUAAGUUUGAUUUUUAUAUAAUAGUGAAAUGAAAUAAUUUAAACGCAUAAAAUAAUGCACUGGAUAGUAUUUUAUAGCAUUAUAAAUCUUCAUACAAAUUAAGCGAUAUGGGUGCCUUUAAGCUGCUGAAGUUGUAUUUAUUAUUUGUUAUUCCUUUUUCUUUAUGCCAAGAAAGAAAAAGUGAUGGAAUAACAUUUCAUUACAAUAAUACAUACAUGUAUGGAGUGUCAUACAUUGUAAAUGUUAGUAAAAAUGACGAGUACAUCAUGGAAUUUGCUGGGGACCAAGAUGCAUAUGACACUCCGGCGCGUGUGACAGUGGCGAGCGACUUCGCUAAUGGCACCUAUCCGCUGUUCAUUACUGCAAGACAACAAAAAGGAGUAUUCUCAUGGCAGCUACCAAUGCUGGUGCAGACACCACUCCAGUUGGAACAGUUCAGCAACAUAUCGCGUACACUCUGCCCACAUAACAACAUAUUUUCACAGGAUGAGGACACGUGUGAUUUAACAACUCUACCGCCACCUAUCGUACAUCUGACUACAUCAUCGCCUGAUCCUAUCAGCGUCACAAUUGUAGUGGAAACAGUACAAGAUUUUUACAUAAAAUUAAACAAAGAGACGUAUUUAAAUAGUACCCCGAGUCAACCGAAAUAUUACUUUUAUCCUUUCGAUCAGGAGCCAAACAAAAUGGUAGAUUUAACAACGCAAAGUAUUAAGAAAAAAUAUAUGUGUAAUAAAGAAUUAGAUGAUUUAGAGAAGAAAAAACUAGAUAGAUAUUUUGUCCAGAGUAAUAUAGAACGAAGUUAUGGUUGGUUUUCAAGACCUAAAAGUGUUAUCGUUAUGAUAGAAUCUGAUGAUGAUAUUUGUGCUGUUGUUUCCAUACAAAAUAUAUCGUGUCCAGUAUUUGAUAAUGAAAGAGAUAUAUUAUAUGAUGGAUAUUAUUUGACUAUGACGAGACGAGGCGGUAUUACUUUGACGCAAGACACGUUCCCAUUAGGUUUCUAUAUAGUGUUCAUAGUAAAGACGUCAGAUGCGGAUUGUACCGCGGUGACUGGCAAUGCCACACUGCCGCGCAUGGCACGUAUGCUCGGGUGGCAUGACUCUAACAUCAAUGUGACAUCAGCUGACGGCAGACUGAAGCAGUUCAAAUUCAAGAUAAUCCAGACGAUAUCGUACCAAGAGUACGUGGUGGCAGCAGUGGCAGCUCUCUGCUUCUUCCUUUCCUUCUACGUAGCAUUCCUCAUAGCUCUCGUCUUCCAGAGGAACACAACUCCUGACUCCACAGUCACCAGCCAGAGUGAAGAAGGUGGUAUAUCGACUGUAUUGCCUCGCGGCAGUAAAGAGCCGUUAGCAAGGCGGAGACGUACUGUGAACACAUCUGAAGGUAGCGGCAGCUAUCGUCAUAAUGCGGGAGAUGACGCACAACCUAGAACAACUGAUCGUAGCUCCAGCUCAGACACGGAGUCUGACUUUGAGGACACAGCGACUGUUGAAAAUGGCGAUUAUCUGCAAAGUGGUAGAUUGUGUGUGGCCAAUCUUUCUAGAUGUCGUCCGCGCGUGUUGUCUGCGCGAUCCAAAAUGUAUUUAUGGAAUGUGCUGACUGUGGCUAUCUUCUACACGCUACCUGUCGUGCAGCUUGUCGUCACCUACCAGCGUUUACUAAACCAGUCGGGAAACCAGGAUCUGUGCUAUUUCAACUUUUUGUGCGCGCAUCCACUGCUGGUGUUGUCUGACUUCAACCACGUGUACUCCAACCUGGGCUACGUGCUGCUCGGCGCGCUCUUCCUGCUGCAGGUGUGGCGACGUCAUCAGCGGCAUCGCGCUGACACAGCACGAGAGAAGGAGAUGGGCAUCCCGCAACAUUUCGGGCUGCUGUACGCGAUGGGCGUGGCGCUGGUCAGCGAGGGUCUGCUCUCCGCCGCGUACCACGUCUGUCCCAACAGCAUGAACUUCCAGUUCGACACGUCAUUCAUGUACGUGACGGCGGUGCUGUGCAUGGUGAAGAUCUACCAGGCCAGACAUCCAGACAUCAAUGCGCGCGCGCACGCUACAUUCGGCGUGCUCGCGCUCAUCAUAUUCAUAGGACUGGUGGGAGUGCUAAACGCCAACUUCUACUUCUGGGUGGGGUUCACGGUGCUGCACCUCUUCACCUGCCUCGUGAUGACCUUCCAGAUAUACUACCUCGGCAGGUUCAGGUUUGAUUGUGGCGUGUUGUGCCGUGCUGUGCGCGAGGUGGCGCUGCGGCCGCGCGCUGCGGUGACGCCGGCGCGCUGCGGCCGCUGCGUGCUGCUGCUGCUCGCUAACCUCGCUAACUGGGCACUUGCUGCAUACGGUGUGGCGCAGCACAGUCGUGACUUCGCAUCUCAUCUGCUGUUGGUGUUGAUGAGCAACUUGUUCCUCUACACACUGUUCUACAUCGCUAUGAAGUUAUUGCACCGCGAGUCCAUACGCUGGUACAGUUGGGUGUUCAUCGCGCUGACGUACUCGGUGUGGUUCGGAUCUAGUUAUUUUUAUCUGGACCUCAGCACCAAUUGGGCCUUGACUCCGGCGCAGUCUCGGCAGAGCAACAGAGUGUGCUCUCUCCUAGAGCUGUACGACUCGCAUGACGUGUGGCACUUCCUGUCCGCCACCGCCAUGUUCUUCUCCUUCAACAUGUACCUCACCAUUGACGACAACCUCGCUGACGUUCCCCGCACAGAUAUCAUGGUCUUCUAGACAAGAACUCGGUCUACUCGGCAGUAAUAUGGUCUACUGUGGUCUAUUACACUAAAAACAUGUCCUGUUAGAUUGUGAUAAGCUCUACUGGACAGACGUGGACUACUGGACGGCUAUAUGGUCUACUAGACAAGCAUAUGGUCUACUAGAUUAUGACACGGUCUACUAGAUUUCGGCAUGGUCUACUAGAAUAGGACAUGGUCUACUGGACGGCCACUUGGUCUACAUGAUUACAAAAUGUGAACACGGUUUUCUAGACCAUGCCGUGUAUUUAGAAACCAUUUUCAUUCUGUUAAAUUGAUUUAAAAAACUGUCGUAUGAUCUCAAAAUAAUAAGAGUUAUAAUUGUUACAAAUUGGCAUCUUGCGCUUGUCCAUCGGCUUUCGCCCGCAGUUAACGCGUUAUCAACGCGUAGAUGUCACGUAUUGGUCGCUACCAAACCUUGUUUUUUAACUUUAAAAAUGUCAAAGUAUAUUUGUAAAGAAGUGAUAGUUAUUGAAGCCUUAUUAAAUAAUGAAGUUAUUGAUUAUUAAAAAAAAUCUACGAUAGUAGAAUUCACUCUAGU
Papilio xuthus (Asian swallowtail) is the source of this 3344-nucleotide messenger RNA. Its product is annotated as SID1 transmembrane family member 1-like. The coding region runs from base 174 to 2780 and encodes 868 amino acids. Gene Ontology annotation, biological process: RNA transport. Gene Ontology annotation, cellular component: plasma membrane; lysosome. NCBI's taxonomy places the organism in Eukaryota, Metazoa, Arthropoda, Insecta, Lepidoptera, Papilionidae. The transcript has 19 exons. The record is from RefSeq and is a predicted model, not a curated record. Gene Ontology annotation, molecular function: RNA transmembrane transporter activity; double-stranded RNA binding.